This is a messenger RNA of Nematolebias whitei (Rio pearlfish), 1061 nucleotides long. It is a transcript of the gene ormdl1, whose product is annotated as ORMDL sphingolipid biosynthesis regulator 1. The transcript has 4 exons. Gene Ontology annotation, biological process: ceramide metabolic process; negative regulation of ceramide biosynthetic process; intracellular sphingolipid homeostasis. The coding region runs from base 100 to 561 and encodes 153 amino acids. Gene Ontology annotation, cellular component: endoplasmic reticulum membrane. NCBI's taxonomy places the organism in Eukaryota, Metazoa, Chordata, Actinopteri, Cyprinodontiformes, Rivulidae. The record is from RefSeq and is a predicted model, not a curated record.
GCCAGAGUCACUGCGCAGUCACAACAACAAGAGGACGAACCAAUUCUCGCCAUAGUUGUUUAUAUAAAAACCUGCUACUGCUCGCCGUUACAUACCAGCAUGAACGUGGGUGUGGCACACAGUGAGGUGAACCCAAACACCCGGGUGAUGAACAGCCGGGGGAUCUGGCUGACCUAUGCCCUCGGCGUCGGGGUUCUUCACAUCGUGCUCCUCAGCAUCCCCUUCUUCAGCGUUCCCGUGGUGUGGACUCUGACCAACGUCAUCCACAACUUGGGGAUGUACGUUUUCAUGCAUGCGGUAAAAGGAACGCCUUUUGAGACCCCGGACCAGGGAAAAGCCAGACUUCUUACUCACUGGGAGCAGCUCGAUUACGGCGUGCAGUUCACCUCUUCCAGGAAGUUCUUCACCAUUUCGCCCAUCAUCCUAUACUUCCUCGCCAGUUUCUACACGAAAUACGACACGACCCACUUCGUGAUCAACACGGCCUCGCUCCUGAGCGUCCUGAUCCCCAAGCUGCCGCAGCUGCACGGAGUGAGGAUCCUGGGCAUCAACAAGUAUUGAGUUCUUGUCCAAGCCGUGCCUCUUGGCGUCAGGAGCGUAAUCGUGUCGUCCGUGUACUAAAUCCCGCGGUCUGAGCGAAGACUGCCGUCGGGAUCAGGAAUGACAGAAAAACGGGAGGCGUUUGUUAAUGCCGUGUGCGUUACUAACUUAUGCGAGUAUUUAAUUGUGUAUUUUGGGCCUGCAUUGACCUGGGCUGGCCCAGGCUGCGGACAGGCUUCUGGUUCACUUUAAUUUAGUUUUUUUUUUACUUUCCCCCUCCGUCACACGGUGACAGAUUGUAAGUAUUGUAGCCACAAAGGAUGCUCUUAAGUAUUUUUCGCCAUGUUUACUGUGUUUUGGUCCACUAUCAUUUAGUUUUAGGUGAUGGAAUGGUUCUUUUAUUUUUUUUUUGCUUCAUGAUUUCUGAGAACGGUGCAGGCUUGUUGUCUUUGUUCAGCAUUUGUUUAAAUUUUUUUUUUCUGUGUAGAUAAGAAAUUACUGAGGGAGGUUUACAGCAUCUG